AUGAAUUAAUAGCAUAAAUGUUAAUUAAAAACCUUGGGCUACGUCAGAAAUUAUCAAUCAGAAUUUGCAUCUAGUAACAUUAUCAACCAUACCCUAUAUCAUAAAUAUUCUGCUUCUUAAAAUUAUUAUUUCACAAAAGAAAUCAACGAUAUUUUGGGUAAGAACAGAACACCAGCAACUAUAUAAUUUUAUGUAAGCAAUUCGUGAUAAAUUAAGGAUGAUACACAAUUUAAUGAAUUAGGAGAAAGAAUGAAGAGAUUUUACUAUAUUAAUGAAUAAUUUGCUAAAAUUAAAUUACUAACAGAGUUCUACAAAUUUCAUAAUGAUUUACCUCGGUUUACUGUUCAUAAGAAUUUGAUCCAAAUUUUGAAUUUGUAUUAUGAUAAAAAGCGAAAACUUGAAUACUAUAAAAUACAAAGACAAAUAGAAUAUGAAAAUCGAAACAAUCCAAAUCAACCUCAAAAAGGAAUAGUAGGAGAUAAACCUAUAGAAUCUCAAACUACUCCUGAAUCUGAAAGUAGUAAUGAUUCAUCAAUAAACAAUAAUGUCGACAACAUUCUUUAAGAUAUAAAAGGAGAUUAAAAUUAAAUGAGCUAAGAAGAAAUUAGUAAAAUUUCAAAAAUCUAGGAUGAUCAAUAAAGUGAAAUAAUGCUAAUGUUGAAAGCAUUUAAUCCAGAUCAAGCAAAUAAUCAUAAAAAUAUUUAAAAAUAUCAAGUAUUUAAGAAAUCAAAACCUACUUUUAAAAAAUCUCUUAAAUUGGAUGAAUUUGCUUUAUCUUAAACAUCAAGAACCUAGAGUAAAUGUUGCAAUGAUAUUAAAGUUCCAUUAUCAACUAGAUUUACAACUGAUUCUGUUAGUAAAGUAUUAAAAACAUCUUAAGAGAGAACAAAAGAAAUUAAUGUUUAAAAAGAAAGCUUAAUUUAAUUGUUUAAUAAAUAUUCUAAAUUAAGUAAACUAAGAAUAGAAAAUAAGAUUGAUUAAAAUAAAGAAAGCAAAAAUUCAAUACCAGAAAUGAAAUAACUCGAACUUAAAAUAAUGAAAUCUAUUAAAGAUAUGGAAAAAAAUACUCCAAAAGCUAACAAAAAUAAAUUAAUUUAAAAUAAUAAAGGAUUACAUUAAAUAUUAAGUAAAGUAAGUAAGCUAGAUUAUUAAAAGGAUGUGAAUAGAAAUUCUUAAUUAAAAAGUUCUUCUAGUCGAUCUAUAAAAAUAACUCAUUAAUUAGAUUGUUAUAAAAUUUCUAAAAAUUUCAAUAGUGUUUUGAAUCCUAUCUCUUAUUAAAAUAAUCCUUAUAAUUAGAAAAGAUUUAAUGAUAAACAUCCAUCAAAAUUGAAGGCAAAUGAUCUUAAAAAGUUGAUGAUUUACAAAUCUGAAAAACACAUAAAAGAUAAAGAUGAGAAAACUUAAAAAAGUAUUCCAAAAUUAAAUCUAUAAACAAUAAAUACAUUUAAUAAUCUUUAAACAAGUUUAACAUUUAGAAAUUAAACAAGUCCUACUCAACUAUUGACUCCAAAACCAUUGACAGUGAGAUGCAGAAUAAAUAAUCUAAUUAAUUGGUAAGUGAAAGCAUUGUAACACAACUUUAAUAAUAACUCUUAAUAAAAAUGA
Paramecium sonneborni is the source of this 1605-nucleotide messenger RNA. The record is from the annotation of a GenBank genome assembly. NCBI's taxonomy places the organism in Eukaryota, Ciliophora, Oligohymenophorea, Peniculida, Parameciidae.